Messenger RNA from Xenopus laevis (African clawed frog), 5891 nucleotides. RefSeq names its product solute carrier family 30 (zinc transporter), member 3 L homeolog (gene slc30a3.L). NCBI's taxonomy places the organism in Eukaryota, Metazoa, Chordata, Amphibia, Anura, Pipidae. The transcript is spliced from 8 exons. Gene Ontology annotation, biological process: zinc ion transmembrane transport; response to zinc ion; monoatomic cation transport. Bases 1358 to 2545 code for a protein of 395 amino acids. Gene Ontology annotation, cellular component: lysosomal membrane; membrane; late endosome membrane. The record is from RefSeq and is a predicted model, not a curated record. Gene Ontology annotation, molecular function: zinc ion transmembrane transporter activity; monoatomic cation transmembrane transporter activity.
GGAGAGCUGGGAAGUGAAUCAGUGGUACAGGCUGAUACAUUAGAUAGGUACAAGGAAGGGUUGGAUGACUUUUUGGCAAGUGAGAAAUCACAGGGUUACUUAAGUAAUUUAAUGGGAAGAAUUUUAGUUCCCAUUCUGGGGCAGUUGAGGAAUGAGACGGGUGUUUUGCCCUCUAUGUAUAGGAAGGCUGGAGGUCUUAUUGUUCCUACAAGGGGCUGGCUCUGUACAUGAGGGACACUGACAUUCGCUCCGGAGGGAAUGACACUGGGAACGACAGGCAAUUGACGGUGCAGCUGAUACACGGGGGGAAUGUCGGAGGAGCUCACACUGGGACUGAUCAUUGGGGGGAGAAGACGUGGGACAGGGGGAGACUGGAGUUGCUGAACAUUCUCUUCUCUCUUACAGACACACACAACUUUAUAUCACAUAUCAAUAUAUAUAUAUAUACUCUGCACAGCAGCCCUUCCACUUCUUUCUCUGCACUUUUACUGUGCCCUCCUGUCUGGCACCAGAACCUACAGACCCACUGGGACACCUUCUCUUCCAACACUGGCAUCACUGCAUUCUGUUCUGAUUGACACUGGCAUCACUGCAUUCUGUUCUGAUUGGCACUGGCAUCACUGCAUUCUGUUCUGAUUGGCACUGGCAUCACUGCAUUCUGUUCUGAUUGACACUGGCAUCACUGCAUUCUGUUCUGAUUGGCACUGGCAUCACUGCAUUCUGUUCUGAUUGGCACUGGCAUCACUGCAUUCUGUUCUGAUUGACACUGGCAUCACUGCAUUCUGUUCUGAUUGGCACUGGCAUCACUGCAUUCUGUUCUGAUUGGCACUGGCAUCACUGCAUUCUGUUCUGAUUGGCACUGGCAUCACUGCAUUCUGUUCUGAUUGGCACUGGCAUCACUGCAUUCUGUUCUGAUUGGCACUGGCAGCACUGCAUUCUGUUCUGAUUGACACUGGUGUCACUGCAUUCUGUUCUGAUUGGCACUGGCAUCACUGCAUUCUGUUCUGAUUGGCACUGGCAUCACUGCAUUCUGUUCUGAUUGGCACUGGACUUGUUGCGUUGUGUUCUGAUUGGCACUGGAUCAAGCUCUCUGUAGCCCCGAACUCACUGCAUUGUGUUCUGGUUGGCACUGGACUCGCUGCAUUUGGUAUGGGAUGCGCAGUGUGGCAGUCGGCACAGGACUGCAUUGUUGCACUGGAUACACAAGUCUGAGUGACGCCGCAGGAUUGGCUGCAAGUGCCACGCGCUGUACAGCCCAGUGAUUCCCAAUUACCAGCCCAGUGGGGAGACGCAGUGAUCGGACUCCUUCCCCCUAUUCCUGCGACUCAGGCUGGUGAUGUGACCCAAAAGCAAAGCAAUGAUGAAUCCUGGGGCUGAUUCCGAAACCCAGCGGCUGGUGCAUCAGGAGAAGACUGGGAGCAGCAUCCGGAUAAAGAGUCUUUUCAAAGGCACCAAAGAUUUGUUCCCAGACUUUCCCUUCCAGAACGGCAGCUCCACAGUGUCCAUUGAGCUGGAGAGACCUGUGCCACGACACUGCCAUGGGGCCUCCCUGUCCUCUGCUGAGACCCAACAGAAGCUGCAGGCUCGGAGGAAGCUCUACUUUGCCUGUGCUGUGUGUUUUAUCUUCAUGAUUGGAGAGAUUGUAGGUGGGUCACUGGCUCACAGCUUGGCCAUCAUGACAGAUGCUGCCCACCUUCUCACAGACCUGGGCAGUAUGUGUGUCAGCAUCUUCUCCCUCUGGGUCUCUACUCGACCACCAACUAAGACUAUGAACUUUGGGUGGCACCGAUCUGAGAUCCUUGGUGCUUUGGCCUCUGUGUUCUCCAUCUGGAUUGUGACCGGGGUGCUGGUGUAUUUGGCCACCGCUCGUAUUAUCAAUAACGAUUAUGAUAUUGACGGCAAUGUCAUGCUGAUUACAUCUGGCUGUGCCGUUGGAGUCAAUGUUAUCAUGGCCUACAUCCUCCACCAGUCCUCGGCCUUCCAUGGCCACAGUCAUGGCUCUGGUUAUGAGAAGAUUGGAGAAAGUCCAUCCAACUCCCUUGCGCUGCAUCUGGGGCCUCAUGGAAACACCAGUGUGAGGGCAGCUUUCAUUCAUGUGAUUGGUGAUCUCCUGCAGAGCAUUGGGGUCAUGGUGGCAGCCAUUGUUAUCUACUUCAAGCCUCAAUAUAAGAUCGCUGAUCCGCUCUGCACCUUCCUCUUCUCUGUCUUUGUCCUUGCGACCACAGUCACCAUACUCCGCGAUGUCUUCUGGGUGUUGAUGGAAGGUGCCCCCCGCAGCAUUGCCUACAACUCAGUAAAGGAGGUUCUGCUUUCCGUGCGAGGGGUCCGUUCCGUGCACAGUCUGCGUCUCUGGGCUCUAACGCUCAGCCAGAAUGCUAUGACCGUUCAUCUGGCUAUAGAUGAAACCAUAGAGUCUGAGCUGGUGGUGAGAGAGGCCACGGAGCUUCUGCAGAGCAAGUUUGAGUUCUCCCACUGCACCAUUCAAGUGGAGAGAUACUUAGAAGAGAUGGAGGAAUGCCAGCAGUGCCAGGACCCCCUGGGCUGAGGGUUAUGUCUUUCUCCAUGAGGACCUUGCCAUAAAUCACCCACAGCAGAACCAGAGAGUGUGGUGCCCUACUGCUAACAACGGCACUGACAAAGGGCAACACCAACACAUGCCCAUCUGGCUGGUCAUCGAGAUCCAUGCUACAUUGCUACAUUUGAUUUAGUGAAGACCAUGAGGACCAUCCUAAGUUCCAGUCCAUCAACAACUCAAGUGCCCUUCGCUGUCCUUCCAGACUCAUUCAGGGGUAUCUUCAGUCUCAUGCUAUGUAUCUACUAGUUCCUCUUGUAUGGAAAUCCAUUAUAGAGCAUGAUGAGAGAUGAAGCUGACCUUGCUGAGCUGCCACACACCAUCAUUCCAUUGGUUAUUUCUGAAGUAGAAGCCACAAUGAGGUAAAACACAAGCGUUGGAGCCAACUCUGAUGUCAUUGUCUCAUCUGUAGUUUCUUUAGGGAAUUGUAGGAUCUGUGAUUAGAGAUGGCGUUGAGAUAAAACUCAAUGUAAGGUAAGAUCGGAGUCAACCUUGUUGUGUUGCACCUUCCAUUGCAGGACUGGGAUUGGGCAUUAAUUAAGGCUUAUAUCCUGGGAUGUCGGUGAAUAAUCAAUUGGCCAACAGAGACUUGCUUCUUCCUGGAUUCAGUAAGGCUGCUGCCAGGGAAGGGAAUUCUGGGAAAUGGAGUCUGUUCUCCUUAUAGGUGCAAUUUGUUUGGGGGGUACCACUUCCUUGCACACACACAUCCAAGUCAUUGGCCCAACAGGGGCACCUUGCACCACAGCUGCAUGAUGGGGCAUUUAGCUCUGCACUGCCCAGUGUUAUUCAUUACUUAUAUUGGCUAUGCCCCCAGUAAUUGGUUUCUCAGGGUCACCCCCCCAGUGAACAUUGGUUUCCCCUAAUAAUGACCCACUGGUGUUGAGUGGCACAAUAGCAGCACAUGGGUGAGAGAUUGGAAUCCCCCAACACAAGGAAUAAAACAUUGUAAAUCAGAGAUGUCCCACCUGGGGAAGCUGGGAGUUGCAGUCCAACAACUGCCGAGGCCCUGUCGGCUGGACAUCCCAUGAUGGAUCCACUGGUACCACCAAGCUCUGUAAUUACCUGUAUGAAGGGGCCCCCUAGGCCCCAUCAGUAAAAUUAUAUAUCACUGUUAGGGGCACCUAAAGCCUGAAAUUAGGCUUCUACAAGUGGUUUUGGGGACCUCCACACAGGCUCAUUGAAAGCAAAUGGCAGUGAUGGCUUGAGAUGCAGAACAUGUGAUGAUACACCAACCUCUGGUCCAUAUCUGGUACCUACCUGUCACAUGACUCAUGUCUCUAACCUCCCCCCAACUCCUGUAUCUUCUCAUCCUCUCUCUCUUGAUCAGUGGUACCAGUAGACAGGGGCAUCUCAGGGUCUGCUGUUGCCUUGAUUCUGCCCCUUGACCCAUCCCCUAGUAUAUCUCUUUUUCAUUUGAGGGGGCUCUAUCACUAGAGCAGAUUCUGGAGAGAAUUUAUCUCCUUUUAUCUGAGGAGGCUUUUUGCUGCCCAACGAGAAUCUGCUGACUGGAGCAGUCCUGCCAAUGGCCACCCAACUCAUGUAGUGCCCCCACACCUACCUCCUACUUCUACCCAACUUAAUGUACCACAGUUGUCACCAACACCCCCUAAUUCUGUACCAGUGGUCACCCUACUCCUGUCCUUCAUCCUCUCAAUGGAACAGCUGAACAACUAUUGCCCUGUGCCCCUCCUCCACCUGAGGCAACAGCCCCAAUGACGCCCCCUUAUCAGUUCUGUGAUUUCUUCUUUGGUAUCAGAGUGGGGGGGGGCUGCAUCGCUAUUGCACUCCCUGAACCAAAUCUCUAUUUUAUAAAAAACAGAUAUAAACUCUUAUAGUUACCAGAGGCUUUUGUAACCGGUCACUAACUGCCACCUGAGCUUUCUCACUUUGCCUCAUGGAAGGAUUGGCCCCUCCCUCUCUAUAGCUGAAGCAACUGCCAUCAGAUUUGUACCAUCCUACACAUUCAAUUUCAAUAACUGCCCCCCAUCUAUGUUCCACCCUCAAACCUGCUCAUAACAAAUGCCCCUUGUCCUCUCCACUGUCAUCAAUAGCCGCCCAACUCUUGCUCAGCUCUAAUUAUUUACCCUGCUGUGCCCAUCAUUGGCUUUACCCCUUCAUCUCAAGCCCUACAUACCCCCCCCUAUAACUCAAGAUGCCCCAUGGUCUGCCCCUCUGGUUCUCUGCCCCACAGCAGCUUCGGCCGACAUUCCAAAGUGAUGCGUCAGUGACAUCAUAACGUGAUCAUAACCCUCUGACUCGCUGUCGUCUUGUGAGAUCCUGUCCGUGUGUCUGGUGUUUGUCUGUCAGAGCCGGGCUACCAGUCAUGUGACUUGGCAUUAAACAGUUUGGGGACCUCUCCAAUUGCUCUUCCCUUGCCGAGUGGAUCACAGAGACCUUGUGUGGUACCAGCAGGUGCAAUGGUGCAGUACAAAUCCAGAAAGGCCCCCUAUGCACCCCAAGAACAAGGUAGGACCGGGAAUGUGGCCCCUCUCUUGUUGUAAGGGUAGAGAGUUGCUGCAUUUGAGGAAAGAAUUCAUUAUAUGGGACCCCCUCGCUUCUAUAAUGAGGGACAUAUACAAACCGAAAUGUCCCAUUCCCCCCUGGACCUGGCUGCCCCCCAACUGUCACUCAAUGGACUGAUCUGCACCGCUGCCCGUGUGUUGGUUCUAUUGUGUCGUCCUGUAAUGUGUGUAAUUGGUCCCAGGCAUGUACAACUAUGUAUUGUCUUUAUACUGGAGUUGUGGCCCCUAAUGUACCAAACAAUCCCCCCGUGCCGUGUUUGUGACCCAGUCAUGUGGUUCUGUGACGUUAAGUGUAAGCUCUUCUGCCGCUUGUCUUUCCUUGGCCCAGAGUCCAGCACCAGUGGCUACAGGGAGAAUGAAGGGGUCACACUGCUCAUCUGGGCCCUAGAACAGGCACUUCAUUGGCCUCUAAUGGGGGGUCCAUGUGGGUUCUGCUCCCCAAAUUAACAAUCCCACACAAGAUUCUGCUUUUAUGGCCACUGACCCACAAAAAAUAUUAAAGGGAAAAAAAGCCAAGGGCAUUGUGUGUGGGUUUCAUUCAGACUCUGCCCUCCCCCCAUUAGACAAAUCCCUGCCCCUGCGGAGCAGCUGGAAAUGGGAAGGACUAAUACAGGAAGAGGAGGAGCUAAAUGAGUCAAUGUGCCCCUGUAUUACUGCUGCUACCGGCCUCACACUGGGCACAUUCAUGAUCCAUUGAUGUUUCAUGUAACCAGUUGUGUUGUUCUGGGUGUGUCGUGUGUGGAUUUUGUGCGUUUGUAUCUGUGUCUGGUCUUUUUAAUAAAGUCCCUUAAAAUACA